AUGUCUAAAGUAUCAGAUAACAAUUAAGGAUAUGAUGAUUCUCCAAUGGUAGCAUUUUUUGAAGACUAUGGCGGACCUGAUACCUUUUUUGGUACUUUGAGGGGUAUUGGUUGGAGACAAGCUGCGUAUAAGUAAAAAGGCGAAAAAUAUGCAUCUUUUGAGGAAAUAAUGCGAUUUUUUAUUAAAAUCUAUGCAUUAUUGAUUGGAAUGGUUUCGAUUUUUUAUCUGAUGACUUUUUUAUUUUUGUUUACAAAUUGGUAGACAUUGGAAGAUUAUGAGCCUGUUUACUUUAAUACUAAUCUUUAUUUGGGAACCUUAGUUGUUACUAUAUUGAUAGGGGUAGCAGGAUAUGUAUUUCACAAAGGUAGACAGGUAAUUAAUUUAUAAAUUCAAAGUUUCCUAUAAAUUUGAUACUUUAUCUUGUAUUAACCGCUGGAGUAGGCUACAUUUUUGGUUAUCCUCUAUCGAUGUUAUUACAAGAUGGCUACUAUUCGGGAUAAGAUUGGAUAAUAUUGUUAUAUAUGUAUUCAAUGUCCUUAGGAUGUUAUACAUGUUUAAUUAUAAUAUUAAUCCGAAAAGAUUAUGAAUUACGUUUAAAUUGUAAUGGUUUAUAAUUUAUUAAGUGAUGGUGUGGUCAAUAAUUGGCGUGAUGAUAUUUCUGUUAUUUGUGUUUAUCCUGACUGCUCCUUAUUAUAUAGGACUAUUGAUAACUACUUUUAUUUUCCAUAUAAUUCAUGGAUUCCUCGUUGUUAUAGAUACAAAAUUGAUAAUAUCGGGCAAAGUAUUAUUAUAAUAACUAUGAAAGUUUUCGCUUAAAACAAAUUAAUAUCUUUCAGGAGCAAUCUAUUUGUACUUAGAUAUUACUGUGAUGCUGAUAUAUUUUAUUGGUUGCAUACUAUAUGCAAUCCUAAAGUCAAAGACUAAGUGCGUAAGGGGUUGUUGUGAGUGUUUAUUAGAUGAAUGA
Molecule: messenger RNA, 964 nt
Organism: Paramecium octaurelia
Lineage: Eukaryota; Ciliophora; Oligohymenophorea; Peniculida; Parameciidae
Source: the annotation of a GenBank genome assembly